UAUCGUUGCCCAAGAGAAGCAUGCUUUUCCCUCAAUUGUCAAGUGACUCGUUUAAAAACAUAACUAUAGUUAAAAAUUACCAGUUUCUACAUAAAAUUUAAAACGCUAAAAUGAGUCGUUGGCUGCCACAGAGUACCACCGAUAAUGACUCGCUGUCGGAGUAUACCUAUACCUUUGGGAGCUCCAGCUCAUUGGACAAGAGCACUAUAACCUUCGUGCACCGACCUCAGCUCAUGGCGCGGGCGGGAACCAAACUGAAAUUGAUAGCCCUUUACGGCGACCAUGAGUGCUUGUGGAAUCAGUUCCACAAGGACUAUUUCAAUCUACCCCUGAAGGCGCGAAUUUGGGAGGCGAUCGCUGAGGAAAUGAAGGUUGAUUCCCCUCCAGACUACUGGAAGCAUAUGAUAUACAGGCUGCGAUACAACGUGGAAAUUGAGAAAAUCCAGGAGAAGGCAGCGAAGCAUAUGGGCCAGACGCCAGCGAAGAAACUCUUCUACGCCGAUAAUUUCCAUUUUUUGAAUCAUAUGUUUGAUCGCGAAAAAAAGGGACCUCCCAGGGAUCUUUCCUUGUAUACCCCAUCCUCGGCAGCUACCGUGGAGAAGAAAUCCUCAAGAGUUACGAAGCCUGUCCGCGACAAACUUAAGCCUCGUAUUUCCUUCAUCAGAAGGAUCGCCGCAUUCGAAGCGCUGCGGAAUCAUAGGCAUUCCAACUUGGUCCUCUCCCAGGAGGCGUUCCGCAAAAUGCAGAGGGUAACGAGCGAAGGAGCCAAGGUCUACGGCAAGCCAAGGGCAAAGGGCAAACAGUAAAUAGGGACAUGGAACUUCAAAAAACCAUUUAAUAGCUUUUUCGUUUUAUUACAUUUCUUGUAUCAUCAUAA
This is a messenger RNA of Drosophila bipectinata, 877 nucleotides long. RefSeq lists its product as uncharacterized. The record is from RefSeq and is a predicted model, not a curated record. NCBI's taxonomy places the organism in Eukaryota, Metazoa, Arthropoda, Insecta, Diptera, Drosophilidae.